This is a messenger RNA of Pseudogymnoascus destructans, 3132 nucleotides long. It is a transcript of the gene NTH1, whose product is annotated as alpha,alpha-trehalase nth1. The record is from RefSeq and is a predicted model, not a curated record. The transcript has 5 exons. Bases 295 to 2517 code for a protein of 740 amino acids. NCBI's taxonomy places the organism in Eukaryota, Fungi, Ascomycota, Leotiomycetes, Thelebolales, Thelebolaceae. Gene Ontology annotation, molecular function: alpha,alpha-trehalase activity; calcium ion binding. Gene Ontology annotation, cellular component: cytoplasm. Gene Ontology annotation, biological process: trehalose catabolic process.
CCUGCCCAUAGUUUACUCACCAAAGGCUUCCCUUCUUUCUUUCUUCCUCCUCUUAUCUUCUGACCACACUCCUAGAUAAUCUCUUUUACUCCACGCCACUCUCUUUUGCACCUUAUAUCACAGAGCAGAAGAGUAUUUCUUCGCCCAUUGCUUAAUUCAACACUGCCGCCCGCCCGUCCUGCCUGUGACGUCUUCCACCCAACACCACAGCCGAGACCACCAACAUCAAAAGAACGAACGACGAACGAACGCCUCCGGCAUCGCCAUAGUCCUCACCCAAACAACCCUCUCACGAUGAGCACGACAGAUGGGAAUAAGCCAAACGAGUCAAACGGUAACGGUACGCCAAACGAGCCCAGACAUGUGUCAAUCGAGAUCGGCGAAUACGCCCCUGCCGACGCCUACUACGGUCUGAAGAACACCGCUCACCAGAAUCCGCGGAGACAGUCGACCUUUUCUACGAACUACGCUGCUUCACGAUUCCGCGAGGACACGCUGUCCGAACUGCCAGCUCGCCGUGGUAGCCAUGACGAGAGCACCCUCGGACAACUCAAGUUCCUGAUCAACGUCGACAGCACACUAGAGAACCUGCAGAAGCAAGAAGACACCGAUAACAACUUCCAAAUCACCAUCGAGGAUAAUGGCCCGAAGGUCAUCUCCCUCGGCACUGUUACUUCCAAUGGCUUCCGACGCCAUGAUAUCCGCGGCACAUACAUGCUCUCGAACUUGCUCCAGGAACUAUCACUGGCCAAGGAGGCCGGUCGUCAUAUGAUCGUGCUGGACGAGUCGAGGCUGAAUGAGAACCCAGUGAAUCGCCUGACCCGCCUCAUUAAGGACACCUUCUGGGAUAGGUUAACCCGGCGCAUUGAUGGACACGUGAUCGAGAUUGCUGGCAGGGACCCCAAGGACUGGACGGAUGACCCGAGACCCAGGAUUUAUAUCCCGAGAGGUGCACCUGAGCAGUUUGAGUACUACACCCAGGUGGCCAAGGACAGACCGGAAGUCCGCUUGGAUGUCCAGUGGCUGCCGGAGAAGAUCACCCCAGAAAGUGUCCGCGAUAUGAACGCAAAGCCAGGGCUUCUCGCUCUGGCAAUGGAGGAGUCCCACGAUCCCAGCACCCAGAAGAUGACGCUGAGGGGUGUGCCUUUUGUCGUGCCUGGAGGUCGCUUCAAUGAGCUGUACGGAUGGGAUAGCUACAUGGAGUCGCUUGGUCUCAUUGUUAACGGCAGAGUCGACCUUGCCAAGGCCAUGGUCAUCAACUUCUGCUUCUGCAUCAAGCACUACGGCAAGAUCCUCAACGCGAACCGCUCCUACUACCUGUGCCGCUCGCAGCCGCCCUUCCUCACCGACAUGGCCUCCCGCGUCUACGACAAGAUCCAGCACGAAAAGGGCUCGCGCGAGUUCCUCCGCCUCGCCACCCUCGCCGCCAUCAAAGAAUACCGCAGCGUCUGGACCGCCGAGCCCCGCCACGACCCCAUCACCGGCCUCUCGCGCUACCGCCCCGAGGGCCUCGGCGUCCCACCCGAAACCGAAGCCUCGCACUUCAUCCACAUCCUCGAGCCGUACGCAAAGAAGCACAACCUCACCUUCAACGAAUUCGUCGAGGCCUUCAACAACCGCGAGAUCCUCGAGCCAGAACUCGACGACUACUUCAUGCACGACCGCGCGGUCCGCGAGUCCGGCCACGACACGUCCUACCGCCUCGAGCGCACGUGCGCCGACCUCGCCACCAUCGACCUCAACUCGCUGCUGUACAAAUACGAGGUUGACAUCGCGCGCAUCAUCCGCGUCCACUUCGACGACAAGCUCGCCGUCCCCGCCGAAUUCUGCACCGGUAACAUGGUAGCGGGCCAACUCGAGACGUCGGCGCUGUGGGACCGCGCGUCGCGCGCGCGCAAGAAGGCGAUUAAUAAGUACCUCUGGAACGAGGAGAAGGGCAUGUUCUUCGACUACAACACCGUGUCGCAGCAUCAGCAGACCUAUGAGUCCGCCACCACCUUCUGGGCCAUGUGGGCUGGUCUCGCGACGCCGAGGCAGGGCGAGCAGAUGGUCGCGCAGGCUGUUCCCAUCCUCGAGGCCGCUGGAGGUCUGUUAUCAGGUACCCGUCACAGUCGUGGCGAGAUUGGCCUCGAGAGACCGAAUCGGCAGUGGGAUUAUCCCUAUGGCUGGGCGCCGCAGCAGAUGUUGGCGUGGACGGGACUCCAGAGAUAUGGACACCAGGAUGUUGCCGAAAGGUUGGCGUAUAAGUGGUUGUAUAUGAUUACGAAGGCAUUUGUGGAUUAUAACGGCGUGGUGGUGGAGAAGUAUGAUGUUACGCGCCCUGUGGACCCGCAUAGGGUGGAUGCCGAGUAUGGGAAUCAGGGGUUGGAUUUUAAGGGGGUGGCUAAGGAGGGCUUCGGAUGGGUAAACGCCAGCUACGUCUACGGGAUGCAGAUCUGCAAUGUGCACAUGCGUCGCGCCCUGGGGACUUGCACGCCCUAUGAGACUUACCGCAAGAUGACCGAGCAUGGUCUGUGAGCUGGUCUGCGGUUCUGCAUCCCUGUCCUGUUCCGUCCCCGUCCGUCCGCCUCCCUCCCUGUCCCAAUAUGACAAGGUUUUUGGAUACACAUGCGCAUACGCGCCCUCCCAGCCCUUUGCGUGCAUUCGGUGCUAGAACCCCGCGCAUCACCACCAUUCAUCUGGGAGUACUCCCUCAGGGCGUGGUACGGAACUGUCCAUCCCUACCCCAUCCGCCUCAUGCUAUCUGGAGAUACGGGGUAUAAUGAAAGAGAUGGAUCGGGUCUUUUAGACUGUACUGUAUACUAUCACCACUGCAUAGAUGAUACAUGUGGCCUACAGAACACACAUGGGAUACAGGACAUAGGCGGUGUGGUCUUUUUUUGUCGGUUUUACAGGUGUAGAAUGGGACGGUAGAGGAGCUGCUAUGCUGCAUUGGGGGGGCUGUAUGAAUGGAUGGAUGGAUGCGUGGGUGAAAGGUUGUGCACAAGAUGGGAUUGGUGGAUGCAUGGAUGUGCGGUUGUAGGCCGGGUUUGUGGAUGUAGAUACGAGUAGGAGUGAGUAGGAGUUAAAUAAAGGGGGUUCAUCAACUAUCCUUUCUAACCGCCCUAGCGAAAUUGCAAAGCUAAACCUCCC